GUGUUUCUUGUUGGUGUUUAACCUCGGAGCUUUGGAUGUAUCAGUGUGUGGUGGUGUCUCACCGACAGUGUCUGUAACGGUAAUUGACAAUUUGUGUUGCGGUCAGCAGAAGCAGAGCCUGUGAAUUGCGAUCGCAUAAACCACGCAUAGGAACAAGCGUGAACAGCAUGCGGUUUUGGUAAAAUAACGUCAAUUGCGUUGUGUACUGGAUACAUUUUGUGAAAAUGAAUUUAUAAAAAAGCGGCCGACACAAACACUGCCAAAUUUGGAUAAAAAGCGAAAAGGAUUGUAUUUACUACAGUAAUGGCCACACUGCGCUCUCAGUAUGGAAUAAAUAUAUUUUUCCUUUUCAUCGUUCAUUUAAACCACGGCAUUACAAAGUCACUGCAAACCUUUUCGGAGGAACAGUUCCUGCUGGAGCUGAGUGACGAUCGCAGCAGUUCACCGGUAACGCGUCCUCCGAUACGCAACCGGACACCACCGUACCUUGGCAAUCUGCACCUUGGCUUUCACCAGCACCAGCAGCACCACCAUCAGCACUCAGAGACGAGCGAGAACGAAAUUUACGACUCGGACGAGAGUAAUCUACUCCGGACGCCGCUCGACCGUGGGCCACACUUUGAUUUGUCCGCCUCGAAGAACAUUACAGCGCUGGUCGGGAAGACGGCCUAUCUAAACUGCCGGGUGAAGAACAUCGGCAACAAAACGGUGUCCUGGGUGCGGCAUCGUGACAUUCAUCUGUUAACCGUAGGUAGAUUCACCUAUACGUCUGACCAACGUUUCCAGGCUGUACAUAAUCCCCAGACAGACGACUGGUCGCUACAAAUUAGAUACCCCCAGAAGCGGGACACGGGCGUGUACGAGUGUCAGAUCUCCACUACGCCACCGAUCGGGCACUCAAUGUUCCUCGCCGUCGUAGAGCCAAUCACCACGAUCGUUGGUGUGCCGGAUCUGUACAUCAACACGGGCUCAACUGUAAAUUUAACCUGCAUAGUGCGGAACUCGCCCGAGCCUCCUUCAACCAUUUUUUGGACCCACAACAAUCAGGAGAUCAACUACGAUUCACCCCGGGGCGGUGUGUCGGUCAUAACGGAGAAGGGUGAAACGACGACAUCGUACCUGCUAAUACAGCGCGCCCGCACCACGGACAGCGGGAAGUACGUCUGCUCCCCAUCGAACGCCGAUCCUUCCACGAUCAACGUGCACAUCCUGAAUGGGGAACAUCCGGCGGCCAUGCAGCACGGUGGCCAGCUUCGGAUAGGGGAUCCACUGUAUGUGUUCGUGCUCUGGCUGAUUAGCUUUCUGCUGGGGCGGCGAUGAAAGUAUGUCGAAGCCACAGCCACAUGGAGAAGGUGGAUAGGAACAGGGAACGCACCACAAAAACACACGCACACAUAUGCACGCCCAGCACGUACCCAGCUGCACAUCAAAGUGCAGCACGCAAAUUAGAGCUAAUUAGAUUAAAUGUGCCAGCCGACCAAAGGGUGUGCGGUGUUGGGUGUUUUUUCCCGCGUAAAGGAGGGAAGGAGUGUGCACACGGUGUGCGUGCGGUGAUGUAGGAUAAAUUAAUUUGCGGUACUCAAAUGGCCAAACGAUUGUGGGGAAAAUAUUGUCCGUGCUGUCAUUGAUUGGAGCUAAAUGAUGGGAUGUGCCGGUGUUAGCCGUUCGAGGUGUGAUGAUCGAUGAAGGUGGAGAUGAAGGGCAGCUUAAUUAGUUCCAAAGAGGAUGACUUCCUAAUAAAACCACGUGUGGUGUUUUGAUUUGUUUUUUUUUUUUUUUUUAUUCCUGAUUACUCUUUCCUGCACAUUAGCCAUCUAAUUAUUGUAUAAAAAGCUCCCUACAAGCACCAAUAUUUGCGUAAACAUUUUCAUCCUCAUGUUGGGUGGCGUCAUUUUGCGUCAAAUCAAAUACGGAAAUAGUUCAAAUAGAUGUCAUGCAAAAUCAGGCACAUCACUUUAUUUGAUUCGUAUCUUCCUGUUGAAUGUUAUUUUUCUUCUUCGAGAAACAGUGGCUGUGUUUGAUUUUGUAUGUGUAGCCGUUGCCCCAGCUAGCUAUGGUUCAAUUGAGCGGAAUUUUACAAAAAAGGAAUGAAACGAUUGUUAAGGAGCAGCAGCCAUCGAGGUAAGCGUAGGUUAAGCGCAAGUGGAAUCGCUGACACUGACAGUUCUUUGAUCAAUUUUGACGAUACAGAGAUUAGAUGUGAACCGCCUAAAAUGUCAGCGAAAGCGGAGGGACAGGAAAACGAACUAAACAGGCAACAUGGUUGUUUUAGGUAAAUCAAUAAUAAAGAAAAUAAAUAUGUAAAAAUGAUGGAAUGAGA
Messenger RNA from Anopheles coluzzii, 2320 nucleotides. RefSeq names its product zwei Ig domain protein zig-8-like. The record is from RefSeq and is a predicted model, not a curated record. Gene Ontology annotation, cellular component: neuron projection membrane. Bases 304 to 1320 code for a protein of 338 amino acids. The transcript has 8 exons. Lineage: Eukaryota; Metazoa; Arthropoda; Insecta; Diptera; Culicidae. Gene Ontology annotation, biological process: synapse organization.